AUGGAACACUCGGAGAGUAGCACCAGCAGCAACACUCAGAGAGAAAGUUUCCGUGUCGGAAGUUAUGUACUGGGCCAGACUCUGGGCAAAGGAAACUUCUCCAUCGUGAAGCUUGCACGUUGCCUUAAAACCGGAAACAAUGUGGCCAUCAAAAUUUUCGAUAAGCAUGCGGUUCUCGCCAAGCAACCCCAGAACGAGUUGCUGAAGAUGGAGCUAAACUUAUUGAAAAUGAAAAUGAUUAGACACCCUAAUGUGGUGCAUGUGCGUGAGGAGAUACAUUCAAAAACACAGUUCUUUAUUGUAACGGAGCAUGUAACUGGUGGGGAACUGUUUGAUAAAAUUACAAACACCGGGAGAAUGGAAGAACCCGAAGCAAGAAAAUAUUUUCAGCAGCUUAUACAUGCUGUGGAUUACUGUCACGGUAAAGGUGUUUCCCAUAAAAACUUAAAGCCGGAGAAUCUGUUGGUGGAUGCUGAUGGAGUACUUAAAAUAAUAGAUUUUGGCGUAAAUAUGCUGUCCCAACAAGUUGGAUCAGAUGGAUUGCUUCACACAGCACGUGGUCUGCCACAUUAUAUCGCCCCAGAGGUAAUGAACAUCGGCUAUGAGGAUGCAAAGUCUGACAUCUGGUCAUGUGGUGUUAUUCUUUUUUUUCUAUUGGCUGGAUAUUUACCCUUCAAAUGUAACGACACUACCAUUUUAUGCCUAGAGAUGUUUAAGGCUGAUUUCACAUUUCCUUCAUUUUUUUCUCCAAGUGUAAAGAGACUAAUUGAGAGAAUCCUUGAUCCCAAUCCAGCUAGACGGAUUGCAAUUAAAGAUAUCUUGGAGGAUGAAUGGUUCAAGAACGAGCCUCAAUCCCAACAAUUAAGUGCAAGUUUUCAUGAAGAUUCACAGGGUCCCGGAGAACCGGAUUCACAGAACCCUGUAGAACCUGUUCCCAAGAAUGCAUUUCAGAUAAUGCGUGCCUAUCUUGGCUUCAAUCUUUUAGGAAAUCUGCUUAACAAGGUACUUGGUAAAAGGGAAACAAGUUUCGUAUCCAAAUGCUCCCCAGAUGAGAUAAUUUCAGGGAUUGAACGAACUAUAGCUUCUCUGGGUUUUAAUGUUAAGGAGAGAAAGUACAAGUUGAAGAUUAAAUUGGAAAAGGAUGAACAUAAAGGUCAUCUAUCAAUAGUUACUAAGAUCUUUAAGGUGAAUCCUUCCCUUUUCAAGGUUGAGGUUCGAAAGAAUGGAAAAAAUACCCCUGAUUUUGAAGAGUUCUACAGGGAUCUAUGUGCUGGGCUGCGUGAUAUCAUUUGGGAAGAGAAAUCUGCCAACUCAAAAAGAGAUGGUGCAAGACCAGGUAUUGUGGAUAAACAUAGUCGUCUAGUAGUCCAGGUAAAAGCGAAGAAAAAUCGGUUGUAUGAACUGGAGCUAAAGAUCUUGCAAAAACAGUGCUUGAAGCAAGAUAUGACUAGCAAAAGCUCGGAUAAUUCCAUUGAUGAGGUACAUGUAGCACGUUUGUUAACAGGUGUAGAAGAUGUAAAAUUUGAAGAAGUUGUGCUUGAUGAAAGAUUGAGGAAAGCCAUAAAUGAGGAGAUACAAUGUCUAGGAAAUCUAAAUUGGAUACUUCAAGAGCAAGUUCUUAGCAAGGAGAACCACCAUUAUAGUGAAGUAGCCACUAACAAAUCGAAUUUCAGAAACAAUAAUGUUAAAGUUGCUAUAGACCCCGUAGUGACAACAAAGUUAUUGGAAAGACAACCAGAACAAAAAACAAAUAAGCAAAUGUUAAAGACAAAUUGGUCAAGUUCAAAAAGAGGAUUACCACAAUGA
This is a messenger RNA of Vigna umbellata (rice bean), 1806 nucleotides long. It is a transcript of the gene CIPK23, whose product is annotated as CBL-interacting protein kinase 23. Gene Ontology annotation, molecular function: protein serine/threonine kinase activity; ATP binding. Gene Ontology annotation, biological process: signal transduction; protein phosphorylation. NCBI's taxonomy places the organism in Eukaryota, Viridiplantae, Streptophyta, Magnoliopsida, Fabales, Fabaceae. The record is from RefSeq and is a predicted model, not a curated record.